Messenger RNA from Erythranthe guttata (spotted monkey flower), 3665 nucleotides. The record is from RefSeq and is a predicted model, not a curated record. Lineage: Eukaryota; Viridiplantae; Streptophyta; Magnoliopsida; Lamiales; Phrymaceae.
UUAUAUAUAUACAUAUAACAGUGAACGUUGUCGUAUUGCUAUUCGUGCAUUUUCCGUACUCGUCCCGAAACACUUGCAUCUGGCAACAAACUUUUUUUUUUUUUUUUGGCACAUUUCUCUCGGUUUGUUUUUCUUCCCUGCAAUGUUUUAAUUUGCUUGAAUUCAUAUGUAAUUGUGACUGAAUGUCGGCGGACGCUGCUGUUUUAUUAAUUGUUGAGCAGGCGGAGGAGAUUCAGAAGUGGAGGCGGUGAUCGAUUUUUUUUUUUUAAUUUUUUUUUUGGCGUUUUCCGGUGAGAAAUGAAAAUGGGGAAGAAGGUGACGAUAGGAGUGUGUGUUAUGGAAAAGAAGGUGAAAUGCGGCUCCGAGGUUCCGUUUUCCUUGUCUUUCAAAUUUGAAACCCUGCACCAUUGUUCCGAACAAUAUCAUCAGCUUUCUCAGGGCCGAUGCUGCAAAUUUUGGAGAGACUACAGGCCUUUGGUGAAUUUGAGAUCGUUCAUUUUGGGGACAAGGUGAUUCUUGAAGAGCCUAUUGAGAGAUGGCCUAUAUGUGACUGCUUGAUCGCCUUCUAUUCGAGUGGGUAUCCUCUGGAGAAGGCUGAAGCAUAUGCUGCUCUAAGGAAGCCUUUCCUCGUAAAUGAAUUGGGGCAGCAGCAUCUUCUUCAUGAUCGGAGGGAAGUGUACGAGAGGCUUGAAAUGUUUGGAAUUCCUGUUCCAAGAUAUGCCCUAGUUAACAGAGAAUUCCCUAAUCAAGAGCUGGACUAUUUUGUGGAGGAGGAAGAUUUUAUUGAAGUUCAUGGAAAUAAGUUCUGGAAGCCUUUUGUGGAGAAGCCUGUUCACGGUGAUGAUCACGGUAUAAUGAUAUACUACCCUAGUUCAGCUGGUGGGGGAAUGAAGGAAUUGUUCCGGAAGGUCGGUAAUCGCUCAAGUGAAUUUCAUCAAGAGGUCAGAAGAGUGAGACGCGAAGGGUCUUAUAUAUACGAGGAAUUUAUGCCCACUGGGGGAACAGAUGUCAAGGUGUAUACAGUGGGCCCUGAAUAUGCUCAUGCAGAGGCAAGGAAAUCUCCUGUAGUCGAUGGAGUUGUUAUGAGGAAUCCUGAUGGUAAAGAAGUCAGAUAUCCUGUUCUACUUACUCCUAUGGAGAAGGAAAUAUCGAGAGAGAUUUGCAUAGCAUUCCAACAAGCUGUUUGCGGCUUUGAUCUCUUGCGUUCAGAGGGGCGUUCCUAUGUUUGUGAUGUUAAUGGAUGGAGCUUUGUUAAGAACUCUUACAAAUAUUAUGAUGAUGCUGCAUGUGUUUUGAGGAAAAUGUUUCUUGAUGCAAAAGCACCACAUCUUUCUUCGACAAUUCCUCCAAUUCUGCCGUGGAAAGUCAAUGAACCAGUUCAACCGUCUGAAGGACUAACGCGUCAGGGAAGUGGGAUAAUUGGGACAUUUGGACAAUCUGAAGAGCUUCGUUGUGUAAUUGCCAUUAUUCGUCAUGGCGAUAGAACUCCAAAACAGAAGGUGAAGUUGAAAGUUACUGAGGAAAAGCUUCUAAAUCUAAUGUUAAAAUAUAACGGGGGAAAGCCUAGAGCAGAGACGAAGCUGAAAAGUGCCGUUCAAUUGCAAGAUCUUUUGGAUGCAACACGGAUUUUAGUACCUCGUAUUAGACCUGGUCGAGAGAGUGACAGUGAAGCUGAAGAUAUUGAGCAUGCUGAAAAGCUACGUCAAGUGAAAGCUGUGCUUGAGGAGGGUGGGCAUUUCUCUGGCAUUUAUAGGAAAGUCCAACUUAAGCCAUUAAAGUGGGUCAAAGUUGCAAAAAGCAAUGGUGAAGGGGAAGAUGAAAAGCCGGUUGAGGCUCUAAUGAUUCUUAAAUACGGUGGUGUUCUUACUCAUGCUGGCAGAAACCAGGCUGAAGAACUGGGAAGAUAUUUUCGGAACAAUAUGUAUCCAGGUGAAGGUACUGGACUGCUUCGUCUCCAUAGUACGUACCGUCAUGACCUAAAGAUAUACAGUUCGGAUGAAGGCCGUGUACAGAUGUCAGCAGCUGCUUUUGCUAAAGGUCUUCUAGACUUGGAGGGACAGUUAACGCCUAUCUUGGUUUCACUCGUAAGUAAGGACUCUUCCAUGUUGGAUGGACUUGAAAAUGCCAGUUCUGAGAUGGAAGAAGCUAAGGCAAGGCUAAAUGAGAUUAUUACAUCUGGAAUAAAAAGUGUGAAUAGCAAUCCAGAAAAGCCUUGGAUGGUAGAUGGGGCUGGAGUUCAUCCAAAUGCCUCUGAGCUUCUACCCGAACUGGUGAAGUUAACAAAGAAGGUUACGGAACAAGUAAGACUUCUAGCAAAGGACGAAAGUGAGGAGCUUGCAGAGGCGAGCUCCACCGGUGUAAUUCUACCUUAUGAUCAAGCUAAGGCACUUGGUAAGACAAAUAUAGACGUUGACCGAAUUGCUGCAGGUUUACCCUGUGGUAGUGAGGGAUUUCUUCUAAUGUUCGCUCGAUGGAGAAAACUUCAGAGAGAUUUGUAUAAUGAACGCAAAGAGCGGUUCGAUAUAACACAAAUUCCUGAUGUUUAUGACUCUUGCAAAUAUGAUCUCUUGCAUAACGCACAUUUGAAUCUAGAAGGCUUGGAUGAACUCUUCAAAGUAGCUCAGUUACUUGCAGAUGGUGUUAUUCCAAAUGAGUAUGGGAUCAAUCCGAAGCAAAAGCUAAAAAUUGGAUCAAAGAUUGCUCGUCGUUUAUUGGGUAAAAUUUUGAUUGAUCUGAGAAAUACACGUGAAGAAGCAAUAAGUGUUGCAGAACUGAAGAGUGCACAGGAUAUAAAUCCGUCUGUCCCUAUCGGAGGAAGAGAAGAGAUAGAUCAACGUUUUAAGUCUCAGAGUAAGAUGGAUUUAGCUGGAAAAGGUAGUUUUACCAGUGAAAAGUCAAUGGAUCAAGAAGACGACGAAGACAAAGAAACUAAAUACCGUUUGGACCCAAAGUAUGCGAAUGUGAAAACACCAGAACGACACGUGCGGACACGGCUAUACUUUACAUCAGAAUCCCAUAUCCAUUCGUUGAUGAAUGUUCUUCGUUAUUGCAACCUGGACGAAUCUCUUCAAGGAGAAGACAGCCUUGUAUGUGAUAGUGCUUUAGAGCGGUUGUGUAAGACAAAGGAGCUUGAUUACAUGAGUCAAAUUGUACUUAGGCUAUUCGAGAACACAGAGGUGGCUUUGGAAGAUCCGAAGAGAUUCCGCAUCGAGAUGACUUUUAGUCGAGGCGCAGAUUUAUCCCCUUUGGAGGGUAAUGAUAGUGAGGCGGCUUCGUUUCACCAAGAGCAUACAUUGCCAAUAAUGGGCCCGGAGAGGCUGCAAGAAGUGGGGUCGUGUUUAACUUUGGAGAUGAUGGAGAAGAUGAUCCGACAGUUUGCAAUGCCUGCUGAGGAUUUUCCUCCACCGUCGAUUCCUCAGGGAUUCUCUGGCUACUUCUCCAAAAGUGCAGCUGUUUUAGAGCGCCUUGUCAAUCUUUGGCCAUUUAACAAGCACUGAAACGCGGCAACUAGUAAGAUAAUUUAAUAUUUUGCUAAAUUAAUAGAAUUUUGUCAGUCUAAACUGUAUUAAUUUAUAGAGGUUUACCUGUAAAAACAUUUUAAUAAUUUAAUUGAGUUUCGCGAUAAGGUCAAUCUCCAUCAAAUAUUAUGCUCUUUGGUAGCGACU